AUGGCGAAUUCUGCGACUAUCUUCCUUCUCUUUCUCACCAUCUCAGCCUUCUCCUCCUCCAUUGAUGGAGCUCAGCUAAUACUAGUGAACAACUGUCAAGAGAGCAUAUGGCCGGGAAUUCUCGGCGGAGGAGGCCAAAUCACACCGAGAAACGGCGGUUUUCACAUGGGAAGCGGCGAAGAAACAAUCAUAGACGUACCGGAUAAAUGGUCCGGUAGAAUAUGGGGACGACAAGGUUGUAUCUUUAACCAAAACGGUAAAGGCUCAUGCCAAACCGGAGAUUGCAACGCCGGUUCAAUCAAUUGCCAAGGAACCGGUGGUGUUCCACCAGCAACCGUCGUGGAAAUGACAUUAGGCUCGCCUUCUUCGCCGCUUCAUUUCUACGACGUGAGCCUCGUAGACGGUUUCAACCUUCCGGUUUCGAUGAAACCAAUCGGAGGAGGAGUUGGGUGUGGUGUGGCGGCUUGUGAAGUGGAUUUGAAUGUUUGUUGUCCUUCUGCUUUGGAAGUUAAGAGAGAUGGUAAAGUGGUUGGGUGUAAAAGUGCUUGCUUGGCGAUGCAAUCGGCUAAGUAUUGUUGUACCGGUGAGUAUGCGAAUCCGAAAGCUUGUAAACCGACGAUUUUCGCAAACCUGUUUAAAGCGAUUUGUCCGAAAGCUUAUAGUUAUGCUUUCGAUGAUUCGAGUAGUUUGAAUAAGUGUAGAGCUUCUCGUUAUGUUAUCACUUUCUGUCCUCCAAAGUGA
Arabis nemorensis is the source of this 741-nucleotide messenger RNA. NCBI's taxonomy places the organism in Eukaryota, Viridiplantae, Streptophyta, Magnoliopsida, Brassicales, Brassicaceae. The record is from the annotation of a GenBank genome assembly.